AUGGUCUUUGUCAAAUUCGGCCACUCCCACGAACAGGCUGAGGGAGACAUGCAGAGGCUUGCGUUUGACUGGCUGAACUUGGAACGACGGAGGACCCAGUGCAAUAUUUAUGUCCCAGAGGUCUACAAGAUAUUCACCAGAGACGGUGUGACUUUCAUUGUCAUGGAGUUCAUUGAAGGAAGCAGAGUCUGGGAUUUUGCAAAAUGGUUUGAAGCUCAGUAUUGGGAAGACCACAAGUCCAAAUACUACGACUUGAUUGUCGAGGGAAUUCAAUUGCUCCGCCGUAUGCCUGACGACGAAGCCCCGAUCGAGUACCGUACCGUUGGAGAAUUGCAGGACCACUUGAAUAAGGUUGCAAAAUUCGCCUACCACAACAACCCGCACCCGCCAACAGUCAAUCUCGAGAAAGAACUGGUCUUUUGCUAUACAGACUUUGACGACGAGAACUUCAUGUUCACUACUUCUGCCCACGGCCGUCUCCGUCUUUACAUUGUCGAUUUCGAACUCGCCUCAUUCCUGCCCAUAGAUUUCUUCGCUUACACCGUAUUGGUUCCUACCUCCCCUGCUGGUUCAUAGCCUCUUGGAUAAGGGACAGGAUUGGGAGCUUUCUACUGCAAGAUAAUAUCGAGGUCAUGCAGAGGAUAUGUUCUAUUUUCCAGAUUAGUUGGUGGGGGCUGGACUUAGCCAGGCAGAGAGAUAAGACAUGUCAGGGGGCACUAAUUAGUAGUUGCGGGGUCGGUAUGGCGGAGGAAUCAAAGUUGUCUUGGCUGUACCGGGCAUGGUCAAGGGGUGUAAGCAGUUCUACAAGGUUGCGGAUGGCGAUACGUGCUUCAAGCUUGCCACACGAUUCGACAUUACGCUUGACCAGGUCAGUGAAUAGUUAUGCCUUGCUCAAAGUUCUAAAGUUUAUUAUAGCUACGCGGCGAUUCGCAAUGAUGACAA
Messenger RNA from Phialemonium atrogriseum, 942 nucleotides. RefSeq lists its product as uncharacterized. Gene Ontology annotation, molecular function: ATP binding; protein kinase activity. Bases 1 to 576 code for a protein of 191 amino acids. Gene Ontology annotation, biological process: protein phosphorylation. The record is from RefSeq and is a predicted model, not a curated record. The transcript has 3 exons. Lineage: Eukaryota; Fungi; Ascomycota; Sordariomycetes; Cephalothecales; Cephalothecaceae.